This is a messenger RNA of Leptopilina boulardi, 1491 nucleotides long. RefSeq names its product acyl-CoA Delta-9 desaturase-like. Gene Ontology annotation, molecular function: iron ion binding; stearoyl-CoA 9-desaturase activity. Gene Ontology annotation, biological process: unsaturated fatty acid biosynthetic process. Bases 207 to 1196 code for a protein of 329 amino acids. The record is from RefSeq and is a predicted model, not a curated record. Gene Ontology annotation, cellular component: endoplasmic reticulum membrane. The transcript is spliced from 6 exons. NCBI's taxonomy places the organism in Eukaryota, Metazoa, Arthropoda, Insecta, Hymenoptera, Figitidae.
UAUAAUAAUUGUUGUGAAUUAUAAUAAACAUAAGAGUACACUGAGUUAUAUAGAGGAUAGGAGCGAAAGCUCUUAUAUGUAUAGUUUCAAUCAAAAACAACUAAAACUUCAAAAAAUAUUAUUACUUAUAUUAGUUUAUAAAUUCUCAGGCGCACACAAAGUGAGAAGAAAAUUGAAUUUAUCAUAAAUUUCAUGAUAAAAUCAAAAUGAAAUCAGAAAUUAUUACAGAAACAUUGUCAAACGAUAAAAAAUUAUCAACUACAAUUUCAAAACAAGAAAUAUCUUCGAAUUCAUUUAAAGCAGAAUUAAGAUGGAUGUCAAUAACAAUGAUAACCGUUGUUCAUAUGGUAGCAGUUUAUACUCUUCUUACUUUUCCAUAUUUUGAGAAAAAAAGAACGUUUUUAUUUACAUAUUUUAUGACACAAAUGGUUUGUUUUGGAGUAACCGCUGGUGCUCAUCGUUUUUGGACACAUCGUUCCUAUAAAGCUAAAUGGCCACUUCGAUUAAUUCUUCUUUAUUGUUUUUACACAUCUGGACAAAAUUCAGUUUAUAAUUGGGUGAGAGAUCAUCGCGUUCAUCACAAAUAUUCAGAAACAAAUGCAGAUCCACACAAUAGUGAUCGUGGAUUCUUUUUUUCACACGUUGGAUGGCUUAUGAUGCAAAAACAUCCAGAAGUCAUAAAACGAGGGAAUCAAAUUGAUAUGAGUGAUAUUUACGCUGAUCCAAUUGUUGCAUUUGGUGAAAAGUAUUUCUACUUUUUUAAAGGUUUCUUAGGUUUUAUAAUACCAAUAAUUAUACCCAUAUAUUUUUGGAAUGAGACCUUGUACUAUUCAAUAACAAUGUCACUUUUACGAUAUGCUUAUACAUUGAAUUGCACGUGGAGUGUCAAUAGCGCUGCACAUAUGUGGGGUUAUAAACCAUACGAUAAGACAAUAGCUCCAGUGGAAAAUAAAAUUGUUGCCUACUUAGCAUUGGGUGAGGGUUGGCAUAAUUAUCAUCAUGUAUUUCCAUAUGAUUAUAAAUGCGCAGAAUUAGGAAAAUAUAGUCUUAAUUGGACAACAUUUAUGAUUGAUAUGUUUGCAAAAAUUGGUUGGGCAUACGAUUUAAAACAACCUUCUAGUGAAAUAAUAAACAUAAUGAGGACAAAAAGAGGAGAGUUAUCGCCAUCUUUUGCAGUGUCAAAAAAAUUAAAAUAACAUUUAUUUAUAUUUUGACAAAAUAUUUUUAAAAUAUAUAUAUAUAUAUAUUCUAACACUAAAAAAUGAUACUUAAGAAAAUAUAAAAAUUAUAGGUUAUGUUUGUUGAUUUUUUAAAGUUAAAAUACACAUGAGAAAUAAAAAAAACUAUCAUAAACAUAACCUAUAAUUUUUUUUUCUUAAGUGCCUUACUUCAGAACGCUAAAUAAUAAAAUUAUUAUUAUUAUUAUUAUUAUUAUUAAUAUUUAUUGUAAUUUAUAUUGUAAAUUAAUUAUUAUAAUAUUAUAUUACAUUU